Messenger RNA from Penicillium chermesinum, 2157 nucleotides. RefSeq names its product DNA primase subunit PRI1. NCBI's taxonomy places the organism in Eukaryota, Fungi, Ascomycota, Eurotiomycetes, Eurotiales, Aspergillaceae. The record is from RefSeq and is a predicted model, not a curated record. Gene Ontology annotation, biological process: DNA replication, synthesis of primer. Gene Ontology annotation, cellular component: alpha DNA polymerase:primase complex. The transcript has 5 exons. Bases 1 to 2157 code for a protein of 718 amino acids.
AUGGACCCCCCCUCAAUAUCUCAUUCGCAAGCCUUGGCUUUUCUGGUCUUGGACGAGAUCCGAUUUCCGGCCCAGGGCCUUCUGGGCGAUAUCCUCGAGGCUCAGGAUCAUGGGCCGAACACAAAUCGAGAUACUUGCAUCAAGAUUUCUCGACAGCGGAUCGGACCAAAAGGUGGAGGUGCGAUCCUUGUGCACGCUGGAGAACACGGUUGUCUCGUCAAGUCUCGCUCGCUUUCUCUCUGGCUUCUGCCGUUCCACGAAGCCAAGACUGGAGGGCAUGCGGACGAAGUCAUCGACCCAACUGGUGGAGGAAGCACUUUCUUGCGCAGCUAUGCUAUUGACUGUCUUGAAUCGAAAGAUAUUGCACAUGCAGCCUGCUGGGAUCUGGGUACUUCAUUUGCCUUCGAACAAGCGGGAAUGCCUAAGAAAAGCAACGCGGGCGAUAUGGAAUUGUGGAAAGAAGCGAAUGUGUUUGGCAGGCUAAAGAAGUACAUCCCGAGGCAAAAGUGUCCCCCUAAUGCGGUAAGAUUGGUCACUAUGAGCUGGUCACAUGACUCGCUCCGUUGCGGGACGCGCCGCGACGCGUCGAUGAAUUUACGCUCCGCGAUUUGGGACGACACCAACUCACCACCGCUCACCAUGCCACACUCAGUAACCUCUUCUGGGUCUGCCGCCCAGAAUGACGACGAAAUGUUACCAGAUGCUCCAGCUGGAAAUGGAGUCAAGUUGGAGGAUAUGUUCGACGGUGACGACGACGAGGAAUUCCCGGCCUCAGAGGCCCAGGACGUGAAAAUGGAGAGCUCGCCUGCUCCUGAGCCUCCAUUAGCACAGAAUUCUGCAGCGGCGGAAGUCGACACUGAAAUAAUGCUUGCAUUCUACCAGCGCCUUUUUCCAUUCCGCUACCUGUUCCAAUGGCUCAACCAUGGAAUUGUGCCAACUCGUGAUUUCGGAAAUCGAGAGUUUGCUCUCACACUCCAGAACGAUGCGUAUCUCCGGUACCAGUCGUACCCCACUGCGGACCUGUUCCGAAAGGAUAUUCUCAAAAUGAACCCAUCUCGUUUUGAAAUCGGCCCGGUAUACAGCACCAACCCGCGUGAUCGCAAGACCCUCCGCGGAGGCCAGAUGAAACCCGUCUCCAAGGAACUGGUUUUUGAUAUUGAUAUGACAGACUACGACGACAUUCGAACGUGCUGUCAAGAAGCAAACAUCUGCCACAAGUGUUGGGCAUUCGUCACCAUGGCGAUUAAAGUAGUCGAUACCGCGCUACGGGAAGAUUUUGGGUUCGAGCACAUUCUCUGGGUGUACUCAGGUCGUCGUGGUGUCCACGCGUGGGUCUGCGAUCCCCGUGCGCGAAACCUGCCAGAUGAGCGACGCCGAGCGAUCAUGGGAUACAUGGAGGUCCUCAAGGGAGGCUCGCAAACUGGUAAGAGGGUAAACCUCAAGCGUCCCUUACAUCCACAUGUGGCGCGCAGCCUCGAUAUUCUCAAGAAUUACUUUGCCCAAACUACCCUGGCCGACCAGGACACAUUCGAAAGUGAUGCGCAAGCAGAACGGCUCCUUUCUCUACUUCCGGAUAAGGACCUGAACGAAGCUCUGAAGAGGAAAUGGGAUUCCUCCCCCGGACGCCCCAGCACAAACAAAUGGGCCGAUAUCGAUGCGCUCGCCAAAACGGGCAAGAGCAGCAAAUUGAAUACAAGCACCCUGCGUGACGCGAAGCAAGACAUCGUCCUCGAGUAUACCUACCCUCGACUCGAUGCUGAGGUCAGUAAGAAAAUGAUUCACUUGCUGAAGAGUCCGUUCGUCAUUCAUCCCAAGACCGGCCGGAUAUGUGUUCCAAUCGAUCCGAAGAACGCCGACGAGUUUGACCCCCUUGCUGUUCCUACCGUCUCAAAUCUGCUCGCUGAAAUUGAUGCGUAUGAUGCGAAACACCCGGCCGGCACCGCGGAAGCAGAGGUUCCUGAUAUGGAAGGGAGCGCCGUCAACGGGUCGGAUAUCAAGGGUACUCGCAAGCUGCAGGACUAUGAGAAGACGAGCUUGAAGCCGUACAUCGACCACUUCCGCUCUUUCAUUGCUAACCUACUGAAAGAGGAGCGGGUUGUGAAGAGAGAGCGUGAAGAAACCGGCCCGGCCAUCAAGGCUGAUCCUAUGGAAUUCUGA